This is a messenger RNA of Lagopus muta (rock ptarmigan), 401 nucleotides long. Its product is annotated as late histone H2B.L4. The record is from RefSeq and is a predicted model, not a curated record. NCBI's taxonomy places the organism in Eukaryota, Metazoa, Chordata, Aves, Galliformes, Phasianidae. The coding region runs from base 18 to 374 and encodes 118 amino acids. The transcript is spliced from 2 exons. Gene Ontology annotation, molecular function: protein heterodimerization activity; structural constituent of chromatin; DNA binding. Gene Ontology annotation, cellular component: nucleosome.
CCUAGGGAGAGGCUAAGAUGAGUGCAGAAGGUGGGAGGAUGCAUGGUCGUGCUUCCUCCUCUGGUGACAAGAAGUCCAAGAAAAAGCCUAAGAGAAAGGAAACUUAUUCAGUCUAUAUCUACAAAGUACUGAAGCAGGUGCACCCUGACACAGGAAUCUCCUCCAAGGCCAUGAGCAUCAUGAACUCGUUUGUCAAUGACAUCUUUGAGCGGCUGGCAGUGGAGGCGUCGCGCCUGGCUCAGUACAACCACCGCUCCACCAUCACCAGCAGAGAGGUGCAGACAGCCGUGCGGCUCCUGCUGCCUGGUGAGCUGGCCAAGCAUGCUGUGUCCGAAGGCACCAAGGCUGUCACCAAGUACACCAGCAGCAAGUGAUGCUGUGUUGCAAUAAAGCUUCCUGCU